This is a messenger RNA of Actinia tenebrosa (Australian red waratah sea anemone), 1572 nucleotides long. RefSeq lists its product as uncharacterized. The record is from RefSeq and is a predicted model, not a curated record. NCBI's taxonomy places the organism in Eukaryota, Metazoa, Cnidaria, Anthozoa, Actiniaria, Actiniidae.
AUGGUUCUUUGCGUUGUUCCUGGCUGUGGAAGUAGAAGUGAACGAGAUAAAGGCAUUGGAUAUUAUCGCAUACCUUCAGUGAUAACUAACAAAGGAGAGUUUGAGGAAGAACUAACUACAGAGCGCAGAAACGAGUGGAUAAAAGCAAUCGAUAGAAGCGACACGGACACAAAGCAAGUUCUCGCUUCCGAACGUGUUUGUGGCAAACGUUUCGUAAAUGGACAGCCAGCUCCUUACUGGAACAAGUACCACGAAGACUGGGUACCUACAUUAAUUCUCAGGAAAAAGAAAUACGGAACUAAAAUCAACUUCGAAGCUCAAGCUAAGAGAGACGGGAGGUCAAGGAAGCGGGAAAAGCUUGCACGCGAACGCCAAGAACGUGAAUCAGCUGAGAAACAGAAGCUUUACGAAAGCAGCCUUCCUGUUGUCGAGAUCGACUUUAGACAGUCAAGCUCCUCUAGAACGUUUGAGGGAAGUCAAGACAAAGGCGAAGAGGGGCUGAACGAGGAAGAAUUGUUUGCAGAUGUGAUCGUGACUGAAGGCGAAGGUGAAAACAGAAAGGACGCCGGUUGUCAAACGACAAGUGGCACGACUGAGUACCAAGCGGCAGAGUGCCAAACUACAGAGUUUGAGUACAUGUUUCAGAAAAGCAAAUACCAAGCACCCAGCAAAUAUUUCUUUGAAUCUGAUGAGAAGGUUCGUUUUUACACUGGACUGCCUUCACAGGAAGUGCUUAUGGUUGUUUUCAAUCAUGUUGCCCCAUAUGUUACUCAACAGACCCAGUCACUAGACAGAUUUCAAGAAUUUAUGAUCGUUCUUAUUAAACUCCGGCUGAAUCCACCGUUACAGGAUCUUGCAUAUCGGUUUGCUGUAGCAGUAUCUACCAUUUCCAGAAUAUUUUUCCAUUGGGUUGUUGUGAUGGAUGCCAGAUUGUUUCCGUUUGUUUACUGGCCAGACAGGGACCAACUCUGGAGGACCAUGCCUCAGUGUUAUCAGUACGCAUUUGGUAAGAAAACUACUGUUGUUAUCGACUGUUUCGAAGUCUUUAUCGAAAAGCCGUCCAAUUUGCUAGCUAAGGCGCAGACAUUUUCAAGCUACAAGCAUCACAAUACCAUCAAGGUUCUUAUAGGAAUAACUCUACAAGGAACUAUUUCUUAUGUGUCUGAAGCCUGGGGAGGUCGUGUUUCUGAUAAGUUUUUAACCGAGAAUUGUGGUUUCCUGGAAAAGCUAAUUCCAGGAGACAUGGUUAUGGCAGACAGAGGUUUUACAAUUACUGAGUCUGUUGGACUUAUGCAAGCAAAACUGGUAGUCCCAGCUUUCACAAAAGGAAAGGCCCAGCUGGACCCAGUGGAUGUGGAAACGACAAGAGGUAUUGCAAAUGUAAGAAUACACGUUGAGCGUGUUAUUGGGCUACUACGAAGAAAAUACACUGUUUUUCAGUCAACCUUGCCCACAGAUUUCCUGAUCUGUAAUCACAGAUACUCUGACCGACACACCCCUUUGGUAGAUUCCAUGCUAAGAGUCUGUGCUGCUCUUGUGAAUUUUUGUCCUCCAAUUGUACCUUUCGAUUAG